AUGGUCAAGGCCAAGACGGAUCCGGGCGCACCGGAAGCCGUGCUGCAGCUGCUGGCGCACAUCGAGGCUGUCCAGCUGGCAGAGCAGAGCGACGCCUCGUCCAGCAGCAACACCCUCCCACCUCUUCAUCUCGAUCGACCGUUGUCGUUGCUGCAGCAAUGCCUGGACCUCACCUUGGAAUCGCCAGACGAGCUUUCGGCCUCUUUCAAAUAUGGUCUUGACGCCCUUCGACUCUGGGCAUCACACAUGGCCAGCCAGCUUUCCAGUCCGUCGGCGUCCAGCUACGAGACAAACACCAAACAACGCCUUCUUCCACAGGAACACCAGCUCAGUCUCGCCGACGUCAUCUGGUCAGCAUGUCAUUCCGAACGCACUCAGGUGUCCUCUCGCUCCAAGGCCGUGUUCGAGGCUGUCAUCGCAUUAUUCGCUGCCAUUCAUGGAUCGCCAAGCAAGGACUCGCAACGUCCACCAAAGACGCCUUUGCCGUACCCACAAGACAGCUCCUUCCUCAGCACCCUUGUCGAACGGUCGCUCUCCCAACUGGAACGCAAACAGUCUCCUAUCGUGCUCGAGGUCAUCAUGGCCAAGUAUGGCUCGGCUCCUUUCCUCGUCACUGCUCCAGGUGGUUCCACUUUGGCAGACUCGGACAUCUACGAUCGAAUGAUUCGCGGUCUCGGAACGGUAGAUGGCGGCGCGAACAGGAGGUCGCGACUCGCACUCAGCUUUCUUGCGGCGAGAGCAGAAGACUUGAAGUGUCAGCUUUGGCCCACGCCCAAGGCGGAUGCGGUGGACAGCUCAGACAGCACUUCGUGGCAAGCAUGGGUCGGUAUCUGGAAACAAGCUCUAGCAUCGGCGUUGAAGAAUGGAGGCGAACGCUUGCGGUCAGGCCUCGCAUCCUAUCAUCUUGCCUCGCUCUUCGACCUCGACAGACGCAUCUUUCCCACGCUUCUCGACAGCUUGAUAGCUGGCUCAACAACCCACGACGAGAUCAACGUCGAGAGCGUCUUCCUCGUGCUCCGCAUCGCAAAGGUACAAGGCCUCUGCCGCAUCGACACCGCACCCGACUUUGCGACCGAACAACGAUCUGAUGGACAGCCUGCACAAGUGGUCGUGCCCGCUGUACUGCUCAAAGACUGCAUCUUGGCAGCAGCGAGUGAGCUUCAGAUCUCGGCACUCUCGUUGGUCAUCGAAUCCAAGACACCCGCUGCUUCGCUUACGUCGGCCGAGUUCGAUGUCCUUCGCACCUUCUUCCCCUACAGUCUCACCAUCACCAAUGCAGCCGCAAGAGGUGAGCUGCGCGGCUUCUUUGUCAAGCUCUUGACUCGUCUGCGCGCGAGCACCUACGCCCUCGCUCGGGACAUGGCCAAGAUCACUCGCAUCGACGAAGCAGAACGAUAUCCACAGGAAAAGGAGAAGCUCGCUGCCAUGCAGGCAUCCCUCGAUGCUAGUCGCAGCUUCUUGGAAUGGAUGGUGCAGCUCAUCCGCGCCACGCUCCAUCCGGGUGCCUCGUACUCGGCAAGCAUCACUGCGCUCACCUUCCUAGACCUCAUCCUAGAGAGCGGCGUCGACUCGAGCUUCACCCACAACGGACAGCAAAAGGCAGGCGACAACGCUCUCAGCAAAAACGCAGGCAUGUCGCUCAACAAGUCGAAGCAGGUCUUCUUGCAAGAGUUUCCCUUCAGCAUCGACAUCAUCACGCCGUCGCUCGUCAAGCUGCUGCUUGCCUGCUCCGAGAUCUCGUACGACGACGUCCAAGCACGCGCUCUCACGAUGCUGGCGCGCUGUCCGGCUCCGCUAGCUGGUCUCGAGGCGGCCGACGUGGCAGCGCAACGCAUCCUCGGCCGCGCCGCUGAGCUGCUCACCAGCACAAGGGACUUUGAGUGCGCCGCCGCGUCCAAGUUGAUCCAGCUGUACCGCCAAAUCCACAUGCAACAACUCGGACAUCGACCUGCCCCCCUGCUCACCUUGGUUGGUGGACAGCAAGAUGCUCCUUCGAGACCCUGCGCUCACCCAACCCUGUCGUUGAUCUUCGACCUCUUUGACUUUCUCGACUUCCAUAUCCGGGUCGCGGAGGACGCAAAGAUCCUGGAGGCAGCCAACUCGCAUCCACUUCACGGAACCCUCGUGACGCUGCAGGAGCUUUUUGCUUCCAUCUCGAUCCACUCGCUCGCUCCCGCUGAUCGUUCGUCGUUCCGCGAGGCCGUACUUCGAGCCCAAGAGCUCAUCGACCGAGUCUGGCAGGUCACCAAGGCAGUGUUGUGCAACUCGGCGCCAGAAGGCAGCACCGAAGCCGAGACCACGGACGGCACUGCCAACGGUGCCAAUGUCGGACUCGACCAGCCCGCCUCGCACGAGACUGCGCUGGCGAUGCAGGUAGCCGACGACGAUGGCAAGGCAGCGCUGAUGCAGCCGCAGGAAGAGUCGAUGGCGGGUCCCAAGCAUCAGGUGAUCUUGUCCUACUCGUGGAGAGGUAUGAAGGAGGCCAGUGCUCUGUUGGGUGUCCUCGUCGCCGUCACUCUGGCCUCGCCUCCUUCGCUCCGCGGCAAGAAAGGGGCGGAGACUGCUUCGAUGCCACAGGGAAGCGAGAUCUGGCGCGAGAUCUAUAGCGUGCAGGACAUCGAGGCGGUGGGUCAGCGAUUCAGCAUGUGGCUCACCCAAGUCCGCCAUCGCGGCGCCUUCAGCACCAUCUACCCAGCGUACUGCAACGCCGCCUCCGCUAUCGUGCGGUCCCAAGCUGCCGACAUUGCUGACCUCCCACAGCAGUGGAUCACCGCCUUCCUCGAUACCGUAGCACUGUCCGGUUCUCAGCUCAGCAUCACCCGCCGCAGUGCCGGUAUCGGCUACGCUGUGCUUGCGCUCGUCAGCGCGCAGCCGAACAAAGCAGAUCCUUCGGUGCUCCGCUCCACUGUCAGCCGUCUCAUGCAGAUCGCAACGCAGGAUUCAGCGCAGUCCGUCACGAUGCCCGUCGCAUCCAUCCACGCCCUCAACAUCCUGCGCGUGCUCGUCAUGGACGGCGGCUUGACGGAUCACAUGUCUCCGUACCUCGGCUCGCUGCUCGAGCUCACCAUCAGCAAGUUCCGCUCUCGCUUCUGGGGCCUUCGCAACGUAUCCAUGAUGCUCUUCUCGUCGCUCAGCAUCAAGAUCUUUGGCAGCAGGAACACCAACAAGGACACCAAGGACGCAAGGAUGCCGAUCGACGAGUUCUUUGCCGCCUACCCGAAUCUCGAUGUGUUCCUUCGCGGUGUGCUUGGCGAGACGGGAACAGCGGAUGCAGGUAUGGACGAGGGUGCCGAGUCGAGCCUGUUUGCUGUGGUCAUGCUGUUGAGUCGUAUGCAGGCACCCGAGGACGAGCCAAAGAGGAAGGACGAUGCCGAACGCAUGCAGGUCUACCGCACGCUCCUCUCGGCCUGCCUCGCAAACAAGGUUUGGAAGGUGCGAGAGGUGACGGCUAAGGCGUAUGCCGCUUUUGUGCCUCUCAGGACCGCGGCGCAGCACGCAGCUGCCAUCCUGGACACGGUCGAGUUGCGCUCGCAGAACGAGUUGCACGGCAAGCUGAUGCUGGUUCAGAGACUGCUCAAGAGCGUCGCGGACGCGGAAGCGCCUACGACGGCAUUGGCGAACGACAUGGCAGCGCUUUCGGAGACGCUGAUGGGGAACGCAAGCAAGCUGCUCGAACGCAACCGAUGCGCCAUCACGCAAGCCGCCUUCCUUGAGGUGAUCCAGACGCUCGUCGGGCUCCGCGAGGCGGCUUUCCUCGAUACGGCUUCGCAUCUGCUCCGAGUGGUAGCUGUUUGGAUCUCGAUGCUGAUGGCCGACAUCGAAAGGUCGGCUGUGUUGGAGAAGCUGGUGCGCUCGCCUGGCGGACCUGCUCUGCUUGGGGUCUCCGUGAGGCUUCAACUGCAGGUGGCUGCGGGAGGUUCGGCGAACGAAAGCUUUCUGGAUUGCUGCACGCGGUUCGUCGCGAGCGAAUCGUCCGAUGUGCGCAUCGCCUGUCUGGAGGCGCUGAUCGGCAACGAUGGAACCGACGCUCUCCAGGAGUCGUGUCGCAGGCAACCCGACCGCGUUGCUACCUUCGUUCGCAAGCUCCACGCUGCUGCGCAGGACGAGGGGGAGGGCAUCUGGCACCGCGUCCACUUCGCCGAGAUUCUGCAUCAACUUGCGAUUCGGAACGACGCUGAUGGUGCUUCCUGGCUUCAGAGCGCCUUCUCGAAUGGAGAUCUGGUCUCUGAGGCAGCUUUCGUCGCUCGACUCGUCAAGAGCACCGUCUGCGUGCCCCUGCGCGAGGCGCUUUUGCCUUACCUUUCCGACCUUUGCAAGCUGCUGAUGCACAGCGCCACGCAAGCUGCAGGCUCGGAAGCGGUGCUCCAGCAAUGGUCGUGGGCGGUGACGAGAUGCGCCGACGAGUACGCCUCGGUGCAAUCGCGCGAGGCGGCUGUCGAAUCUCUGCGCGUUCUCGGAUCGAUCCUCUUCCCGGCAGCCCAGGUAAAGCUGUCGCAGACGCAGUUCCAUCGUGCAACAUCCUCUGCGCUGUUCAAGGCUCGUAUUGCCGCCAUCGACCUGCUAACGGAUGACGAUGAAGAGGUGCGGGCCGAGGCGGCUGCUUUGAUCGGGGAGACCAUCUCUGCAGGCAGCAACGCUUCGCCGCGCGCGCAGCUGACGCAGUGCGAAGCCAUGCAGCAGAUGGCUCGUCGAGGCGGCGCCAGCCCGGACGUGUCCACAGAUCGAGCCUGGGCCUGGAUGGCAGCCUUCUACGCCUCGGACGACGACGACGCCUUCUGGGAGCGUCACGUCUUCACCCAGCUCUUCCCUUCCUCGAAAAGCAUGGACAAGCUGUUCGAAGAGGCGCUCGCCAGCAGCACGUUGCUGUUCGCCGAGGAGAAGCCGAACCAGUUCCGCGAUCCGGAAGCGACGCUGCGCCGCGCAGCCAGGUUUGUCGAUCUCGUCUCGCUCGAGCCCGAGGAGCGCGCGCGGUAUCAACAGCGGACGGCGAAGGAUCUUGGUCGCCUCGCGCAAGCGCUGGCGGAUGGCGCUGGAUACGAUACGGUCGCUACGCACGUGCUCGCCAUGCGGCUGCUGCUCGCGAAUCACGCACUUUCGGAGGCUAUCGGGACAUCCUCGGCGGAAGCUCAAGAGGCGGUUCAGUCGAUCGUGUCGAGCCUAGGCAUUGAUCUCUCGUCCAUCGAGUCGCUCGAUACAUUUCAGAAGACGGCGUCCGAAGGUCAAGAGGAGGCGGUCGCCUCGGCGGACGCGAGCGCUCAGCCUCGCUACAACAUCGCGAUGGUGUCCGACUUCUUCUAUCCGAACGUUGGCGGUGUCGAGGGCCACAUCUACUUUCUGGGCGGCCGACUGCUGUCCCUCGGGCACAAGGUCAUCGUGAUCACCCACUCCUACGCUCCCGACCGCACUGGCAUCCGCUACCUCUCCAACGGCCUAAAAGUCUACCACGUACCAUACCACGUCAUCGCGCGUCAAGACACGCUCCCCAACUUCUUCGCCUUCUUCCCCGCCCUCCGCUCCAUCCUCCUCCGCGAGAACAUCCAGAUCGUGCAUGGACACCAAGCACUAUCCUCCAUGGCGCACGAAGGCAUCCUGCACGCGCGCACCAUGGGUCUGCGCACCAUCUUCACCGACCACUCUCUCUUCGGGUUUUCCGAUACCGCGUCGAUCCUCACCAACAAGCUACUGCGCUUUGCGCUGGCCGACGUCGACGGAGUCGUGUGUGUAUCGCAUACGGGAAAGGAGAAUACGGUCUUGCGGGCGAAUUUGGAUCCCAGAAAGGUGAGCGUUGUGCCCAACGCAGUGGUCGCCGAGCAUUUCCUGCCGGAGGAAGGGACAGUGGAAAGGGGAGGGAGGUUGACCGUGGUCGUGCUGAGCAGGUUGAUGUAUCGCAAGGGUAUCGACUUGUUGAUUGCUGCGAUCCCGCGGUUGUGUGCGACGCAUCCGGAGCUGCACUUUUUGAUCGGGGGCGACGGGCCGAAGCGGGUGGAGCUCGAACAGAUGCGUGAACGAUACCUUCUUCAAGAUCGUGUCGAGCUAUGCGGUGCGGUACGCCAGGGUGAUGUGCGGACUCAUUUGACGAAAGGAUCCAUCUUCCUCAACACGUCGCUCACCGAGGCCUUCGGAACGGGCAUCAUCGAGGCGGCGUGCUGCGGGCUGUUCGUCGUGUCCACGCGCGUGGGGGGAGUACCCGAAGUGUUGCCGCCGGAAAUGGUGCGUCUGGCCAAACCGGAGGAGGACGAUGUAGUGCAAAAGAUGGACGAGGCGAUCGCCUACGUGCGCGCUGGCAAGCAUGACGCGAAGGCGUACCACGAGGCGGUGAAACGCAUGUACUCCUGGACAGACGUGGCGAAGCGGGUGGAACGCGUGUAUGAGGACGCGAUGCAGGGGAAGUUUCCGAGCAAGAGCGAGAGGUUGAGGCGGUACUACGGGGGUGGUGUGGUGGCAGGCAAGAUCUUUGUGAUCAUUGUGGUGGUGGAUAUGUUGUUUUUGAUGGUGUUGGAGUGGUGGUUGCCGGAAGGAAGGGUGGAUCGGUGUCCGGCGUUCAGGCCGAGGCAUUUGGGGAUGGGAAGCGGGGAGAGGGCGGGAAAGGAGGAAAUGGUGGUGGGAGUACAGCUGCCGGAGGACGAGGCGAGGGAUCUGGAGCAGCUUCUCUCGUAG
Molecule: messenger RNA, 6657 nt
Organism: Kalmanozyma brasiliensis GHG001
Lineage: Eukaryota; Fungi; Basidiomycota; Ustilaginomycetes; Ustilaginales
Product: PIGA, GPI anchor biosynthesis
Exons: 3
Coding region: 1-6657 (2218 amino acids)
Biological process (GO): tRNA methylation; GPI anchor biosynthetic process
Cellular component (GO): glycosylphosphatidylinositol-N-acetylglucosaminyltransferase (GPI-GnT) complex; cytosol
Molecular function (GO): phosphatidylinositol N-acetylglucosaminyltransferase activity
Source: RefSeq, a predicted model, not a curated record